Molecule: messenger RNA, 1329 nt
Organism: Cheilinus undulatus (humphead wrasse)
Lineage: Eukaryota; Metazoa; Chordata; Actinopteri; Labriformes; Labridae
Product: zona pellucida-like domain-containing protein 1
Cellular component (GO): cell surface
Source: RefSeq, a predicted model, not a curated record
AUGCUGACACCAAGAAAGCAAACGUUGGAUCUUCUUAGCUACAUCUUCCUGGCAUCCAUGGUGGCCAAAUGCAGUCAGUAAUGUCAAAAUGACAAUCACCGUCCAGAGCACACCGACAUCUCUGUUGAUUGUGGUACAAAGUCAAUCAGCCUAGUGAUACAAAUCUGUCCUGUGGUCUACUCUGGCUACAACGAGUCACCGCUCAUCCUCAACCACAUGUUUGACAAGUCAGAGUGUAAGCUGGAUGAGUUUGUCAUCCCGCCUGCUGUCAGGUUCACCUUCCCCAUCAACAUGACUGAUGCUUGUGGCAGUACCUUCCUGACCACCAGUGCAGCUGGCACAGGGAUCUUUGCCAACUUCUCCAACAUCCAGGCCAUUAACAUCAGUGGUGAGGUGCGCUCCCAUAAUUCAACCACAGGGGUGGUCACCUACAACACUGAGCUCAAAUAUUACUAUUCCUGUGCUUACCCUCUGGAGUAUUUCAUCAACAACACCCAGGUGGAAGUUUUGGCAUCUUCUACUGCAGUGAGAGACAACAAUGGGAGCUUUAACAGCACUCUGAGCAUGGACCUCUCACAGGAUGUCAACUACACUUCCCCGCUGGUGAUACCAUCCACAGGUUUAGAGCUGAGGACCAACAUCUAUGUCCAGGUGCAAGCAUCAAACCUGACCAAUCAGUACCAUGUCCUCUUGGACCGCUGCUAUGCUUCCAUCUCACCUUAUCCAACCAAUUCAACUUUCUUCAACCUCUUGGUUUCCUGCUCCAAAGACCAGACCAUUCAUGAGAACGAGGAGAGCCACUACACCCGCUUCUCCUUCUCUGCCUUCAGAUUCGUAGAACAACAGAACCAGACGGUGUCCACCUGCUACCUUCACUGUAUCACCAGACUCUGUGAGAUCAGCACCUGCCUCCACUUCAAGAAAUGCAACAACAGGAGGAAAAGAUCAGUCCAUGCCACUGGAGUUUCAGAAGCCACCACCCUGUCCUCAGCUGUUCCCAUCGUCACCAGAAAUGACAACUGGGGUGGAUCACCCCCUAAACAGCUGUUGCAGGUGGCAGACACUGUGUUUAGUGUGUUGGGAAAGUCCGACGCCAGUAUCAAGGAGGGCGUUGAUAGCUCCUUGAUUCAGCUGGCAGAACCGUGUCAAAGCUCAGAGCCAACAGAUGAACCGGAGCCUUCCACAUCGCAGGCCCACGUUCAGCCUGAGACGGCUCCUGCUCCUGCUCCCUCGCCAACACCUUCCCUGCUGGAGAAGAAAUUGGAGGCUGAUAUGGAUGUGCUCAAACAGCACAAAAAGGUCCUCCUUCUACCGGAGGAGUACUACUGA